Nicotiana tabacum (common tobacco) is the source of this 2218-nucleotide messenger RNA. The record is from RefSeq and is a predicted model, not a curated record. NCBI's taxonomy places the organism in Eukaryota, Viridiplantae, Streptophyta, Magnoliopsida, Solanales, Solanaceae.
ACGGGUUAUCUAACAAUCAUGUUGCAUUCUUAGCUUAAAAUAACUAAUUGAUUUAUCUGGAUUGUUGAUUGACAGGAGGUUACCUUGUGGACAGGAAGAGCACAUCUGGAAUGGCUCAUUUCCUAGGAUCAUGUCUGAUUUCAUGGGGUACAAGGAAGCAAAUUCAGUAGCUCUCUCAACAGCUGAAGCAGAAUAUGUUGCUGCAGCAUCCUGUUGUGCUCAGCUCUUGUGGAUCAAAUAACAAUUGGAGGAUUUUGGGGUAUACACUGACUGUGUACCUCUGUUAUGUGACAAUACCUGUGCACUCAACAUGGAAAAGAACCCAGUCCAACACAAGAGAAUCAAGCACAUUAAUGUGAGACAUCAUUUUCUCAAAGACAACGUGGAUAAGGGGCUUAUUUGCAUGAAGUUCUGUAGUACAGAAGACCAAAUUGCAGAUAUUUUCACCAAAGCUCUAAGCAGGGAACAUUUUGAGAGAAACAGGAUGGCACUAGGGUUAAUCAAGCCAAAUUGAGAACCUGAUUCCCUUCCCUAUGGCUAUGAAAAUUACAUUCAUGUAAAUCUAGCUAAAGUGUUUUCUGGCCAAGCUUAACUCACUUCUAUACCGUUGCAGGUAGACACGCAUGAUGAUUAUAGAAGCUGAAGGAACAAUGCAUGAGCAGCAAAGGAGAGUUGAAAAUCUUUUUAAAAAGGCCGGUCAGGAACCUAGUUCUUGUACCAUAGGUUAGUAGUCUUGUGUUUUUCUCAUGCGUAUCUCAAAAGAAACAAAAUUAACUGCCACGUCAUCCACCUUUUUAGACCUUGUAUAUCACGUCUUUUCUUUCAAACGGUGCAUCUUCCCACAAACCUACCACCGUUUCAGAACCCGUUUCUCUCUUCCCUCAUAAUUAUCCUUUCCCUCCUUAAAACACCUUCAUUUCUAACCUUGAGCGAUCAUCCCCCCUCUCUCCAUCCUUCCAGAAUCUUCAACCUAACUAUCUACCAUGGCUGAAGAGCUAGCUACCCUACCCAUCUUGGAAGGUAACAUCUUCGACUCAUCUGCCACCUUCGAAAUACCACCAAAAAUCCCCUCUUCCACCAUUACUGACACCGAUAUAUCCAAACCCGAUUCGCUUUCACCUCUUGUCUCUCUCACCACUCUAUCUGACCCUAUUCCUUAGUUAAGUGUUGAGGACUCAGAAGCCUCAAAAGUCGACACUGUUUCUUCUCUGUUGCCUGAUACUCUAAAAAAACCAGAACAAGGAUGAAAAAGAGGGUGAAACUCAACAAGAAAAAGGGUUUUUUGAGGAAGAUAUUGAUCAGUACAUAAGUUCUCCAGUCUUGGACACUGUUGCUCCCAUGGAGGCUCAGAAAAAAGAGGCCGCUGAAAACAUAUUGGCCAUUGCUGCUGAGGGACUGGUGGAUGAAGGAACUUCUACCAUGCCUGAGUCUCAGGGGGAAGGGACUCCGCUCUUAGGAGAAAAAGGAACAAUGGUGCUCUUUGAACCACCUGCACCUGAAGAAGCUAUUGGGAACCCUGCUGAUGAAACUGAUCCCAUCCCUGAGGAAACAGGUCAGGAAUUAUCUUCCCAGGUCAUCUUUGACCCUGCUCCUUCUCCUCACUUUGACGUUGAGCCGUUGGAGUCUAUCCCUCAUGUUGUGAGACCUAGUGAUGAGGAUGCUCAGGAUGAUGUGGUUCUCAGUACUCGCUUCAAGAUUAGAAAGCCUGUGGUCACUCCUGAGCCCCCUUCUAAGCGACCUACCAUAAGGUUGCAACCCUGAAGAAAAGUAGGAGUAGCAAGAAGAAGAAAAAGAAGAGGCUGAUAAAGGAAGGGGAAAUUGUGUGUGACAAAAAUAUUUCAGUAGUAGAGGUGGUUGAGGAUGCUCAGGAGGAAACAAGUUCCCUGGUUGAGAGAUCUCAGAAAAAGAAAUAAUCUAUUGAGAGUGCUUCAAAGGAAGUUGUUGUAAAACCAAGUAAAACGUCUGUGAAAGGUAGUGUCAAGUCUAAGCAAGUUGUGGAGGAAGAAUAUGUGUUUGAUGAUGAUAUUCUGGUAAAAUCAAGUGAUAAGGGCAAGUCCAUUGGCAUGUCUAGCAAAAGGAAGUUGGAAGUUGUUGGGGAACCCGAUUCUGUAAAAAAGAUGAAAAGUGUAAGUGUAGUGGGGCAAGAAAGGUUGAGACAUCAAAAGGUAUUGUGGGGUCGCACUUUUGACCCAGAGAUUUCUGAAAUGGCGGGUAUGAG